GCGGUCGCGGACAUUCACCAGGUAGUUCGCCGAAGAGCCCAGUGAGGGUAGCGGGUGGCGGCAUGGCCAGAAGAACAAACAUGAUCGAGGAGAGUGGGGUUUUGGCUAGGUACUAUUUCUAUUGUGAAGAUUUCCUACUUUUCUACUUGUUAUUUUCUCGCAUAAACAAUCAGGGUAGUUGUGGUUUAUAAGCUCUGAUAACUCAUACUUAAAGAAUGCAGAUACACCUCCAGGAGGUCAACGAUAAUAUUCCAAUCACGUCUUUGAUGAUUUCGAAGUAAUCCCUUUUUCUACUUCAUCCCAGUCUCAACGAAGAGAUGAUCCACGACAAGACCAACGCGCAACUCAAGUCCAACAUGACUGCUGGUAUGUGGGCCAUUGUGACCGCUAUGGUAACUGGGAUGGACGCCAUCGAUGCCAAACAAUUUGACAACCAGUACAGUCCUUCAGCUAAGAAGAGAAAAGAAGAGCGCGAGCAAGAACGCAUAGCACACCUGAUAAAAAUGCAGCAAGAGCGAGAAGAGAUGGAGAAACAGCAAACUGCUGCAGCUGCUGCUGCUCAGGCUGAACAAGAAGCAGAAGGACAGACAACUACAGCAAGUGCUGGAAGUGGACGAGUGGGAAAAACCACAUCGUCAUCGAAGCAAGCAACAGGACAGCGUGGAUCGCGUCCGAACUCCUCCUCGCGACCUAACUCUCGAGCGAGAUCCAGGCCUACAUCUAGUGGUCCAGCUUCUAGGCCUAGCUCUAGACCAGGAACGACAGGUGAAAAGGGUACUACACGAGGACCUUCUCGAAAAGACGGACAGAGUGCUGGUGGAGUAGAUGUAACAAACACAUCAAGAAUAGGUAAUACUUCAACCGGAGAGCAGCACGAACUACAAGUGGGAGUAGCAGCAGGUGGAGGUGAAGAUAUGCAGCCAUCUGCUUCCCUCACUAUUAGGGCUACAAGGCGUCCAUCUUGAACUUGAUCUAUGCUUGAUCUUCCCCAGCAUCUUUGUAGUUUGUCCCUUGUUUAGAGGGAAAAUGGGAACCAGGAUGCUCACCAAGAUGGAAUUUUGUAGGUUCCAACAGUAGCAACGCUUCUUCUUUGAAUGAUCUUUCACCCAUCACGAUGAAAGGAAGCGAAGCAGGUGGAAUAGCCUCGUCUGCGUCCCUGACGAGUAUGCAGCGUCAACUAGGAGCAGCACUAGGUUAAGGCUUUAGUAGGCACUCACUGUCGCAGCUAUAAUCCCGUAUGCGGUGUGAGGUCUUUAAUAUCAUGUAGUUGGCGGUGAACAGGAGGUCGUCCUUACCCAGUUGGCGCCGUAGUUGUGAUUUGAAGAUGAUAAUUUUCGGGGAUAUUAAUUUUAAUCAUGGAUGAAGCAACUCAAUCAGCUUCAUCAGAUGGUCGUGAGUGUCUGGCGUUAACUAGGAGAUGACGAGACAGCACAAAGACUUCUAUUCGAAGGCACGACAUUUGAGGGAGCUGAUGCAGCAGGCUCAGGGAUGCUGGCUGUGCGGAAGAUGAGGAGUAACAGAGAGCAAGACGAGAUCGAACAGAACGCGAAGGAGAGGGCACAACUGAGACGCAAACGACUGCAGGCCAAGCAAUGGGAGAAGUUUUUAUCGACGUUCGGACAACCGGACAAUAUUGCGAAAUUCUCAGCCAUCCAAGUACCGAUCGCUUAUCGUGCACGCAUCAUGAUGCGCCGACGAGCAGUCAAAAGAGUGUUUGACUCUCUGUUAAGGACAUAAUUUUAAUUGCUUUGAAUUCAGAUUUUUACCUAAUUUCUACGCUGUAUGGUGAUACUCGACACAUAAUACACAUUGUAACUCCUCGACAGAUUGUAUGGUGAUACUCGACGCAUUGUGACCAGAUGAAUCUUCGACACAGAAUGAAUCUUCAAUCACCUAACAUAGAUACAAAUGAACCUAACAUAGAUAAGUACAAAUUAAUAUAAUGAAUCUUCGACACAGAAUGUGAAUGAUCCUAACAUCGAUCAUACAAAACUAGAAACCACCUCGUCUACCUCUUCCUCGUCCACCUCUUCCACCUCUUCUAAUUCCAGUCACGUGGAUUGGUGGAGGCAAGUUCAUGAUUGCUAUGCGCAAGUUUGCUGGAGCUAUGGUGAAAGUCCAGCGCUUUUGGAGACGCAGUGCCUUAAAACUCGACAAGCACAAGGACGAAGUGGAAGCUAGAUGGGUGCAGCUAGAACAUGCUUUGUUGCUAGAGGAGUUGGAGGCCAUGCAUAAGGAGAUGCAUGGCGGUGGUGGACAGAAUCAUGGUGGUCAUGGAGGUGCUGACCAUCAUGGACAACAUGGAGGACAUGGUAGCCCGAAGAGUGGAGGUGCAGCAACUAGUGGAUCUAAUAACAAACACCAUCAACAUGACGGCCAACAAGAACAUCCCCCAAAUCAGGAAUUCACAGGAAAUAAGAAAAAACGAAAUAUCCAGAACCGAGAAAAGCGACAUGUUGCUAGAGGCGACGAACAUCUAGUCGACGAUCAUGGUGUUGGCGACCAUGGUCAUGGACAUGGUGGUACCCGUAGCAAAGACACACAUGAUCAUAGAUCGGAAUCCAACUCAGGAGGGUCGAAAAAAGUACGUAGUGGUAGCAAGACUCGUGGUGGGACUAGCACGGAUGGUUCCAAAACACAUCAUGGCCACGCAGACGCAAAAGGCAGUAAACAGGUACCGGGAGGUCAGGAAUCAGGUGGAGACAAGGCGGCGGCGUCUCAUAGUAUGCCAGCAGCGAAGCCUGGCUACAGACGGCGUAGCGUGACGAACAGCAAAGAGCGACAGCCAGGAAGCAAAUCGAAAAAGGACGAAUACAAAAUCGAUUUCAGUGUACUACAGCAUUUUUCAAAAAUCGCAUGAUGAUCAACAUGUUGUAUCAUCUCACUCAUCUUGUUAUUUACUUGUUAAUAAUAUGUUUUACCUCCUCAACAUGAUCAAGUUCAAAUCCUACAACACUUCGUCCUCAGAAUCUCAAACUUAGAUGCAAUUGCGGCAUCUAACCUCUCUUUGUACCCACCAGGCCCACCUCAAAAGCUUAGAGACAAAGCCUGCCGUACGACGAUCUUUCAUUGCGCAAGAGCUGAGCGUUAGGAGAUAUAAUCUUGUCGCCUUUUUGAACGUUUACAAGACACGAAUGCAAGAUUGGUGGCGAGAAGUUUACAACUGGAGAGCGGAGAGGGAGGUAGAAUUCGAGACAUGCAUUAGCGUUAACAAUGGAUGGCUCAGUCACAAUACCAAAAAAUUAUUUCAUGAUUACGCUAUUAUCCCGCAAAAGUCUAGCUCUACUAGUCCUCUCAUAAUUAUUUCAUCGACUACUUACAAUUACAUGAUCCAUUAUUUCCAUUUCCUCCAACAUGACCAUGCGUCUCCGCUCCACCCAACACCAACAGGCGUACGAACUCCUCGACACUGCUGAGAAGGCACCUUCAGUCAUCUGGGAGUGUCCUGGCUGGCCUGUGCAUCACAUUCCCAACGACACAGAGUUAGUCGACAUGAUUCGACGUUGUAGGGAUGGUGAAGGCCCCAUCCAGUUUGAAAUUGGGAAUAACGCUCGUGGAGGCCGCGGAAGAGGUGGUCCUGAUUAUGAGGUGUAGACGGGACUGGAACUCUUAUAAUAUAAUAUUCAUCGGCUUUGGUUUCGGAAUCUCAUUGAUAGAAUAAAGGACGAGGAAACAACAGAAAGUUCUUAACAUCGAUCUUCAUGGUAGACAGGUGGAUGAGGAUCAUAAGUAUUCUAAUCAAAAACGCAUUUUUGAACAUCAUCUUCAUCAUACUAACUUCUUGUACAACUUGUUUGAAUCGAUGAUCCGUCGUCCUUUAGUACAACUACUAUAAUAUAUUAAUUACUUCGGCGAAGUAGAUUGAUACUCAACAUGAAGCCUCUACUCCCUCGGGACCUCUUCUUUCUCAAAAAUUCUAAUCCCCAGAUGGUGAAGAUGAAUUCAUGUCUCCAGGAGGCCGCACUCGGUCUGGCGGUGAGGGCUCAUCAUUUUCGCCCAGUAGAGGCCGUGCUGCAAACUUGAGCAACGUUUUUUCUGGUAGUCCAUCACUAGUGUCUUCCCCUUCUCCGGCAGCGAAAGGAUCGCAGCUAGGUGUGCCUGGGAUACUUAUGGCUUUAUUUUUUAAGUCAUAAAAAUGUCACUCAAUGUCAAUGUCAGUGACGAUGUCGUCGAUGAAUCAAUGGAGAACAAGUUCCGAGUAGAGUUUUCUUUUCAUACGUCGCAAGUUCAACUUCAGUAACUGCCCGGAGCACAAUCUACUUACUACAACAUUCCAACAACGAAAACUUCGCUCUUCUAACUCCAGCGGAGUACCCGCCGGCGCUUCUUCCACUAGUAAGCUGCGCGCGCAACAGGGAAGUAAGAGCACCUUGCCAGAGUAUUGGCAGAAGGAGUUGGCAACACCACGCGAGACCCGAAUGAAAGGACCCCUGUCGCAUCUGAUCUACAAUGAAAGCAGCCUAACGCGCUUACGCAGGGUGGUGGACGAAACAGCUGCGGUUGCACCACCGGAAGAGGUGUUGAUUAGGGCGCAACUGUAAUGACGGCAUCAAGCACCUCGUGGAGAUGCAGAUGAAGAACUUCAACUUAUAGUAAUAAAUAAGGGCACAACGACAACGACGACUGGGCUUAUCAUCGAAUUUCCGAAGAGAAUCAGGAGCAAGAUGUAUUUCUAAAACUAUUCGAAUUCGGAUUCAAUGUCUAUGAUUUCUAAGGGUAAGGCAUUGGCAUUAACGUCUAAACAGUGUGGAUCUACAGUAACAGAAGAUUCCAGAAACAGAAGAUGAUUCGAACAAUUAACAUCAUCAUGAAUGCAAGAAAUGCACCUGAUAGGAAGGUAGCCGAGUUUGAUUUGAUGUCUAAAUGUACGUAAUUUACAGCGGUUCUUCCAGUUUUAAGUCUGACAACGAAAAUAUAAGACUACUGAGAAAAAGGAGAAGAUCCGAUUUUGAAUAAGCUGAAAAGCAGCACAUUGUAUUGCAGAAAGAAGUGACUCUACUUUUUUUCGGUUUUUGUUUUUUCUAGUUAGGCCUGCUCCACCAACAUUAUCAUACAAAAAGACGGCGCUACUUGUACAGGAAAAAGUACGCUAUUUCUAACAGUCAUUUUACGGACAGCAGGAGCAGUCUAAAGCUGCGCUGCAGCGAUUAUUCUUGCAACCCAAUUGUGCAUGUUUCUAGUUCUAGUACUAUGUUAAUACUCUUAUUGAUUAGAUGAAACGACAGGUAUAAUUAAUACAAACUGCAUUCGAUUUCGAAUUGUUAUUUUAGAAUCUCUGCGUGGAGGAUGAAAAGGGAAAUUUCACUUGUUGCGAUAUGGUUGAUACGUCGUCUUUACACUUGCAGAACAUCCUUGCAUAGUACUUCUAAAUACACAACAUACACGACCACGACCACGAACAACUACAAAAAAGACGUGCUCCCUGUAGUAUGCUUGAAACUGAUGUUGCCAGGAGAGAAGAUGCUACGUAAAUCGUUUUACUUAGCUACGAC
Molecule: messenger RNA, 5492 nt
Organism: Amoebophrya sp. A25
Lineage: Eukaryota; Dinophyceae; Syndiniales; Amoebophryaceae
Source: the annotation of a GenBank genome assembly